Molecule: messenger RNA, 3318 nt
Organism: Parnassius mnemosyne (clouded apollo)
Lineage: Eukaryota; Metazoa; Arthropoda; Insecta; Lepidoptera; Papilionidae
Source: the annotation of a GenBank genome assembly
AUGCAGUAUCAUUCAGAAGUAGCCAGUUUACUUGAACAUACUUCGACUCACCAAAUCGAUGAUAGAAACACAAUUCUAAAUAAAUACAUUCCGAGAGGAAAACGAAUAAUUUUUGUCGAUAUAUCGAUUCUAAAAUGUCGAAUAUGUGGGCAACACUAUCCCGAUCUGAGCGCGGUCAGGCAACAUUUGGAAUUAGAACACGGCAAGGAAUUCUCUCCCGCCAGCAACGGUAUGACAGAAUACAAUAUGGAGACGAACGAGGGACUGUUUACAUGCCAUAUUUGCGGAAAUACUUAUCAUAAUUUUUCACUUUUGAACACGCAUAUGAAUGGUCAUGUUGGUAAAGUGGUAUGCGAGAGCUGCGGAGCUGGUUUCUUAAAUCAACACCUCUUGUUGAAGCACAAGGAAACGCACAUGUCAAAACGCUUUAAUUGCAAGUACUGCGACAAAGUCUUCUUCAAAAAAAGCCAACUGAAAUACCACACCGAGAUCGUGCAUAAAGGCAAGGACAGGGUGAAACUGAAAAAAUGCCAACACUGUACCCAAACUUUUAAGGAGCACUAUAGCAAAAUGAUGCAUCUAAAAGAGGUGCACGGUAUUAUGAAAUCAUUUCUGUGUCAUAUUUGUAAAGUUGACUUCGGCACACGGCGCGCACUGACCGAGCAUACGACUAAGUACCACACGGAAAAGUUCAAAUGCGAAGUGUGCUCUAAGUGUUUCGGUAUUGAGUCCAAAUUGAGACAGCACAUGCAGGGGCAUAUUGGAGAGAGGCAUUUUAUGUGUCCAAUUUCUGCCGCCAGGGCACGCCCCACCACCAGCAUGUGGGCGAUGACGUUAUCGGAAAGAGAGAACGCGGCAAAUCUCUUACAGUACACCACUAUCGUCCCUUUCACUUACCUCUCUUACCCAUUCUCCUUUAAAUGUUUCUAUUGCACUGAGAAAUAUUCGGAGCUAUCGAAAGUACUAGAACAUGCAAAAACCCAUACAGUUCCAGACACAGUUGUGUUAAUGAAAGACUUUUUAAAGAAAGGCAAGAAAACUAUCAAAGUGGACAUGUCCGAAUUGAAAUGCAAAAUUUGCAACGAUCCAUUCUCGAAUUUGGACGACGUUAGGAAACAUCUAAGCUGCGUGCACGACAAAGAGUUUACGAAAGCGGGAAACGGAAUCAUCGCGUUCAGUUUACAAACGAAAAAUGGCAUCUUCUCAUGUCACUUGUGUUCGGAAAAUUUCCACAGCUUUUUCCUUUUAAACAAACACAUCAAUGUGCAUUACAGCAACGCAAUAUGCGAGUCCUGUGGUAAAGGAUUCGUAUCACAUACAAGAUUGCUUCAGCAUAAAGAAACCCACCUCACGGGACAGUACCCUUGCGACAAAUGCAAAAAGACGUUCACAAGUUUGCCAAAAUACAAAUAUCACAAUGAUAGGGUCCACAGAAACUCGACAAAGGUAAAGCUAUCAAAAUGUCAGGUCUGCGAAGCGAGAUUCGGGCAUCACUACGAGAAAAUUAAACACUUGAAGGACUUGCACGGUAUGACGUACAAUUAUCCCUGUGAGAUUUGUGGCAUAGUGUUUGAAACGCGCAAAUCGUUGUACUUUCACACAAAAAAAUAUCAUACGCAGAAUAUCCUAUGUGAUGUCUGCAAUAAACCGUUCGCUGAACGCCAUCAUUUGAAAAAGCACAUGGCUAUGCAUACAAAGGCUAGAAACUUCGCGUGUUCUUUGUGCAGCAAGACGUAUAGAUACGAAAAAAACUUGAAGGACCACAUGAGAGUGCAUAAUCCUGAUUGGAAAUUCGCUUGCUCGAAUUGUUGGGUUGGUUUCCAGAGGGCCACAUUGGUAAUACGGCGUAGUGACAUUGAGACAAAAGCGAAAAUAGUUCUCGUCCACCAGACGCCACAACGAAGAAACGCCGAACUGAUACUCAAGCAUUCCACUGCGUACCCGUUUAAGACGCGUUUCAGUCAAAUACUCUGCGCCUACUGUCACACAGAAUACGAAUUAUUGCCACAAUUGAAAAUUCAUAUGGCGAGUGACCACGCGAAUGCAGAUUUCGGAAAGGUUUUCUGUAGAAUGAAAGGUAAUUUAAUAAAAGUUGACAUCAGCGAUUUGGAGUGUAAGAUUUGUUGCAGAAGUAUCCGAGACGUGGAUACAUUGAUGCGUCAUUUUGCACAGGAUCACGAUCUGCCGGUGAAAUUCAACGCGUGCUAUGGCGUUCUACCUUACAAGUUGUUAAAAGACAAUAAAUGGUUAUGCGUUUACUGUGCCAAAACCUAUGCGGCUUUUAUAGACUUUAAGCGGCACAUAACAACGCAUUUCAUGAAUUAUAACUGCGACAAAUGCGGUACAACUUUCAUCUCGUGUCACGCUCUACGGGAGCACCAACGUCAGGUGAAAUGUCACCGUAUCGCGUACAAGCCGCGCAAUGGACGUGCGAUGAGACCUCGAAGCAACGCGGAGAUCAUCUUACAGUGUUCAUCGGCCUACCCGUUCAGAACGUGGAUGAGCAAUUUGAACUGUGUUUUCUGCAGGGUCAAGACCAGAGAUCCUGUCGUCUUCCGCAACCAUAUGGCGUCUCAGCACGAGGCUUACGACGUGCAAGCAGCUUUCUAUAAAAAACUUGGUAAAGCGUUUUUAAAUGUUGACAUAACAAAUCUACAAUGCAAGCUAUGUUUCAUCUCUAUUGACAACUUUGAAGACUUGGUCGGGCAUUUGAAGAAUGAUCACCAGCAACCGAUCAGGUCGGACGCACAGUUUGGCGUGUUGCCGUUCAAGCUGAACGAUGGUUCGACUUGGAAGUGUGCGAUGUGCACGAACCAAUUCAAGGAUUUUAUGUCGCUGAAGAAGCACACGCAAAGUCACUUUCAGAAUUACGUUUGCGACACCUGUGGCGAAGGUUUCAUCACGGAGUCCGCUAUGAUAGCUCACACUAAAAUACCCCACGAAAAUAGGUAUAAUUGCGGUCGGUGUGUUGCCACCUUCUCCACGCUGGACGAGAGGAACUCUCACGUCAAAACGCAGCACACGUCAACCCGUUACGUGUGCGUCUACUGCGUAGACAAGCCACGUUUCGCAACUUGGGAGAUAAGGAAAAAGCAUUUGCUCGAAGUUCACAAUUACGGUACGGGUGGCGAUAGUUACGAAUGUACCAUUUGUCAGAAGGCGUUCAAAUCUCGCUCCGGGAAGUACAAUCACAUGGCGCGGAUCCACCGCGUCAUCAAGGAUUCCGAAUUGAGUUAUACGUGCGGGAGUUGUUCUAGAGCGUUCACCAGCCAGUUGUUUUUAGAUAAACACAUCGCGAAGAAACAUACCGAUGCCUGA